Messenger RNA from Lineus longissimus, 3147 nucleotides. Its product is annotated as receptor-type tyrosine-protein phosphatase S-like. Gene Ontology annotation, molecular function: protein binding. NCBI's taxonomy places the organism in Eukaryota, Metazoa, Nemertea, Pilidiophora, Heteronemertea, Lineidae. The transcript has 15 exons. Gene Ontology annotation, biological process: cell-cell adhesion. Bases 105 to 2993 code for a protein of 962 amino acids. The record is from RefSeq and is a predicted model, not a curated record.
GUGGUAUACGCAUUUCCAUUUGUUUGAUAAUUGCCUGCAACAGACGUGCAUAAUACGAUGCUGUAGCUCAAACUUGUUGUGAUGGAUGCUAUUUCGAACUAAUUAUGUUGGGUCUUUAUUUUUUCAUAAUCCUUUCCUUUGGAGUUUACAGGACCGUAUCUUUUUUUGAAUCAAGCACUCCAGGAUCUGAUUUUAACCUAGCUCCAGCAUCGCCUAGAGUAAAAAAUGGCGGCACGUUGUAUUUCGUGUGCACAGUGAAAACAACCCCCAGACCUGCUAUCUGGUUCAUUCUAAAGGAAGCCGUUGUCAAACAGGACGGUCAUGGCUACAAACUGUUUCAGAAUCCCCUAGGGUCGGUGCUGCGUAUUUCGCCCGUAACGUAUGCGGAGUACAACGACCAAGAUGUCUUGUGCACUGCGCGAUUCUCGGCGACAAAGAUACGAUACAGAAGGACACGGAUAAGAGUAUAUGAAAAUGGAACAUUACCACUGGACUACCCGGCCAUUACCAGGCAACCAGCUUCCACUAAUCUUCGGAUAGGACAGGCAUAUCAUACAUUGAGCUGUGAGGCCACUGGGCACCCACGGCCCAAUAUCCACUGGAUGAAGGACCAUGUUCCCGUAGAUGAUAGUAAUCCGUGGAUGGAUGUACUUCCAGAUGGUUCCCUCAAAUUGCACGGUAUUGAUCAAAGCAUGAACGGAAUAUAUGAAUGUGCAGCGGAAAACACGGCAGGGAUAGUGUUCUCUGACCCGGCCUUUCUAAAUGUAUCACGCCAAGAUGUAAAUAUGAUCCUACCAGCGGCCCCGACUAACCUGACAGCCGCCGAGAUCACCCCGAACACAAUCAGACUUACAUGGGAUGCCCCUGAAGAGACCUACACCGGCACACUUGUCAGCUACGAGUUGUUCGUCUUUGAGAACUUUACCAAAUCACGGUCUCGGGCGACGAUUGUGACUGGGCCGAAUCCGGAGUACACACUGAGGGACCUCACCGAGGGUACGGUUCAUAAGAUCCAGGUGGCCGCAAGGACCACGCACGGAAUGGGGCAACGGACGGACACACUUAUGGUCAAGACGGAAGAAUAUGUUCCUGGAAGGGCGCUGUAUGUCCACGUCCAUAUCAUCAACUCUACCGCGAUAAGGAUCGGCUGGAGCCGUCCGCGUUCUGAAGAUGGGAGAACGAGUGGUAUAAUUCGUGCCUAUGUGGUUGAAACCAAAGGUCUUGAUGACGAUGGCAAGCCCACUGGAUUCAACACUCGAACCAGGAUACCUGAUGAAACAGAGUUGACGGUAACGGGCUUGGAGGCUUCCUCGGUCUACUCGGUUAGAAUCUGGGGAGUUACGAGAAAGAGGGCUGGGAAUCCUAGUGCACCAAUGAAAGUGAAAACGUUCCGAUCAGCAAACACUCCUCCAAGAAACCUAACAAUGAUGGCUAUAGAUGACACGACAGUCCAAUUAAACUGGGCGCCCCCAAGUCGACUCAAAGAGCGUAUCAUCACCCACGAGAUCAUGUAUUACCCGCGUGUUCACCCAAGUAAAGACCAGGUCGUUAAGGCUACCGCUCUGUUUAGAAGUGCGGUUGUUCAUGACCUCAAGCCUAACACGGACUAUGUGUUUCAGAUUCGGGGAGUAACGUUGAAGGGUCUGACUGAUUGGAGCAGGAAGUUGGUGUUCAGGUCGUAUGGACGAAAACCGGAUCCGCCCUUAAAUAUCAAAAUCUCCCGGCUGACCUACUGGUCCCUUGGCGUGAGUUGGGAUCCCCCGGAUUAUCCCGUUUCUGCCUACAAGAUCUAUUACCAUCGACUAAGGAACUUCAACUUGACAACUGAUAGUGCUGACGAUCAUCAGGGACACACAUGGUCAUCGAUAGAGGUGCAAGGCGCUACCAGUGCAGUUAUCCACCGGUUGGAGGAACAUCUUCCCUACGCCAUUAAGAUACAGUCUCAAGCUCCAGAUGGCACGUACGGACCGGUUUCCCAAACUGUGGUGGCUGGGGCUGAACUCGCAGUUCUGAAUGAGAUGGUCCAAGAUCUGAUCGUGAAGAACACGACAUCUAACAUAACCAGAGUUGUCAUAGUUCCGCCCAUUUCCGAGGGCUUCAAGAAUUACACGCUUGCAUAUUCUGGAUACCUUAAGUUUCGUAAUGAAUAUGAUCACCUAGAGGAGAUCCAUGAUGGCCCAUUCCAUGAAGUCCUGUCACGCAACGUCACCGAGUUUACCAUCAAAAACUUACGACCGAAUGCCCUGUAUGACAUCAAUGUUACUGUCAAUUACCUCACGCAUAAUAGCAGCGUGUUUGCCAUUCACAUCAAAACAGACGUAGCAGCCCCGAUUGUGAAAGGUCAACCACAUACCAAGAAUUUCGACGACGUAACUAGAACCAUAGAAGUGGAGUUCCCCGUCGUCUCCGCCAAGAACGGCAAAAUCAGUCACAUGUUCCUGAUAGUGGUGCCCUCCUACCUGUCUCAGACACUCCUAUCGGAGCAUAUCGACACAACACACCCUGACAAAUUGAUUGAUAUUCCCGAUAACUUCGAGGGUCGCAUGAUGAAGCCUUAUGUGGCUGCAAGCUUCAAGAAGAGACCGGAUGAAUUUGUUCUUGGCGAUGGAAAGACGUACGGAGGCUUUAAGAACAAACCAAUAAAAGGCGCACCUGAAUAUGUAGUAUUUGUAAGGGUGUUCUCUCUACAUAAGAAUCUGUGGUCAGACAGCCCAUACUCUUAUCUUUUCAACGUCAACCCAAAUGGAAAUGACGGGAAGGAUAAUGGGGAAAGCAAAAGGACCGGUGUCUACAUAUUCCUGCUGAUCUGCGUAAACCUGUCAAUUUUCAUAUGCUGCGGAAUGCGGAGUGCAUCUUCGGGGUCCAGUAAUAAGCAACCCCUUUGUGUAAUGGGCCAGCCGCCAUUUGAUGUUGCAUGUCUGCGGAAGAAGCAGCACCACGAGAGCGCGGAGUCUUUGACGGAGAAGGAUGAACUGAAUGCUUCAAAUGUUUAACACGAUUAACAUAACCGGGAACCAUAGAAUUUUGUACAUGCAAGAUCAGCGGACUCAUAUACUUGUAUGAUUGCUACAUUUUUCUCUGUUAUCUUCACUCUUUGUAAGCACUAUCAAUAGACACUCAAUAAAGAUAUACAUGUGUCCACGUAAA